AUGAGAAUGAAACACUUGUCAGAUUGCAAGGCAAAUUAGAAGAGCUCCCAGAGUUCUUAAAUAGUUCGGAAUUAGAUCUGCAAGAAGCAAUGCGAGACGGCUCCCGACUAUUUUCUGAAAUCCGAAAAUUUGACUUUACGUUGGAUAAAUAUCAGACACAAAAGUUUCGGUCUGAUGACGCCAUAUUAAAGUUGGCACAGGACCAUCUAAUAACUGACAAGGCAACAUCUUACCGCUUAAAACUAUUGAAUAAGUUACAAGAGCGACGACGUAGGGUCGAUUUAUCGUUAUCAAAAGUUCAAAAUCAAAUGGCGUCAUCAAUGCUUGAGGUCGAGAAACUUAGAAGUGUUGUUUUUAAUGCAAGAACACAUAAUGAUUGUACGAAGUCAAAAUUAAAUAAUUCUCAAAAUAAAUCUUGUAUACUGCAAAAUGAUUUGAAAACUAUGCACACUCAAAUUGAAAUUAAAAUGAAAAUGAUAGAAAAACUAAACUACAAAAUAGAACAAACGAAAUAUUUGGGUAAUGCAUCUGGAAAUCCCACAGAUUUAAAGAUCAAACAAAUCGAGAAAUCUAUUCACACUGGAGAGCUGCAAAUUCGAGAGCAUCAACAGUUUUGGAUUAUGUUGCAGAAUCACUUUGUUAAUUUGUCCCAAAAAAGAAGCAACCAGCUAAUCGAAAUUCAAGUUACUCGUAAACAGCUAUCUAUUAUUAAGCAAAAGUCUCUUAAAAUCGAUCAAGAGCUGCAGGUAUCGCAAAAAAAAACCAAGGACUUACAAAUAUUUAUUCAAAACUUUACAUCAAAAUUGGAGCUUCUAAAUGACAAAAUAUACAAAAAACGGGUACAUCAUGAUUUUCAGGAGACUGAGUUCGAGCACGAACAGUCUGAGCAUACCCAAAAACUGAAGUUGGCUGAGCGCGGAAUAUUGAAGACGGAAGGAACCAUUAAUGAUCUACAAAACGAAAUUGAGCUUUACAAAUAUCUCGUUGUAGAUAACCAUAGGGAAACGUUAUCGUGGGAAACAAAAUAUAAAUUAAUUGAAGAAACUAUUCAAUGGUUGAAAUUACAGCGAUCUGUAAAUGGUGAAAUCGGGGUAAUGAAAACUGAAAUACAUCGUAUGAAUAUUAGAUAUGGUCAACUUAAACGGGCACAAGAGAGACUUGUCUUAGAUCUAGAACAUUGCGUUAUGCAUCGCGAACAAAUUUUUGUCAACGCUUCAGUUAAAGAACACGUACAAACAAAAAUUAAAAAAUGUAAAAACACCACUCAGAUUCAGGUGAGACUUGAUGAAGUUCAUAACAGGGCAAAAAUAAUACGAAAUGAAAUAAAAUUUUUAUCGGAAAAACGCCUAAUCGAUGAUGUCAAUAAAAUUGAGCGUAUGAUUUAUAUGUUACGUAGAAUACAAACAGAUCUUAAAGAUGUCAUAAAAGAUGACGCCAGCAUCCAAGAUCGAAUAGAAGAAGGCAUUUUAGCUAAGCAUGCCAAUUUGGAGCAAAUAGUACGGAAACAGAUCAAAGCAAAGGCUUAUCGAAGACUUAAUAUAUUAACUAUACAACAAAAAAUAGUUCGAUCAGAGAAGACAUAUCAACUGGUAAUACAAAAGCAAAGCGAGCUGAACGACACCCUUAUGGAAAUUAACCAAACUCUAUUAAUAGACUUUCCUGAUAAAAAAACGUAUUUUUCAAAAAUAUUUCAUGUUCUUAAGGAAUAACAGUAUUAACGUAUUAUAAAAAAAAAAUCCUUAAAAUUAUUAGUUCUUCAAUGAAAUAAAUGUUACUUAAAUAUUCAA
This is a messenger RNA of Drosophila elegans, 1787 nucleotides long. RefSeq names its product coiled-coil domain-containing protein 40 (gene l(2)41Ab). The record is from RefSeq and is a predicted model, not a curated record. Gene Ontology annotation, cellular component: cytoplasm. NCBI's taxonomy places the organism in Eukaryota, Metazoa, Arthropoda, Insecta, Diptera, Drosophilidae. The coding region runs from base 90 to 1709 and encodes 539 amino acids. The transcript is spliced from 4 exons. Gene Ontology annotation, biological process: axoneme assembly.